Messenger RNA from Paramecium octaurelia, 547 nucleotides. The record is from the annotation of a GenBank genome assembly. NCBI's taxonomy places the organism in Eukaryota, Ciliophora, Oligohymenophorea, Peniculida, Parameciidae.
AUGAUGGAUUUUAUGACCAAUUGUGGUGAGUAUAAAAAUGAUAAAAAGGUUGCUAUUUGGAAUAUAGAGUACGAAGGAUAUUUAAUAUAAGUAAUAAAAAUAAAUGGAAAUAGUGGUGGCGAAUUUUAUUAUGAAGGAAUUAAGAAUGGUAAUUAGAUUGAAUUGGACGAUGGAUUUUAUAUUUGUAAAUAACUCAUCUACAGUGGUGAGUAUAACAACGGUAAAAAGGUUGGCAAUUGGUGUAAUAAAUAUAAUGGACAAUUAUUGUAAAAGAAGAAAUAUUUAGUGAAAUAGUAGGGGUGGAUCGUAUUAUGAAGUAGGAAAGGUUGGAGAGUGGAUAGAGUUAGAUGAUGGAUUUUCUACUUAAAAAUAAGUAACCUAUAGAGGGGAAUAAUAAAAUAGUAAAAAGGUUGGUAGAUGGAAUAUUUAAGGAAACAUGAUUGGAAUAAGAAAUAUAGAAUCUUAUAAUGUUGUUGGAUCGUAUGAUGAAGGAAUUAAGGUUGGCAAAUGCAAUGAGUUGGAUGAUAAAUUUUAUUUGAAAAAAUGA